Molecule: messenger RNA, 3316 nt
Organism: Bubalus bubalis (water buffalo)
Lineage: Eukaryota; Metazoa; Chordata; Mammalia; Artiodactyla; Bovidae
Gene: C10H6orf118
Product: chromosome 10 C6orf118 homolog
Exons: 10
Coding region: 113-1531 (472 amino acids)
Source: RefSeq, a predicted model, not a curated record
GGGACUGUGCCCCGGUUGCCUGGCAACAGAGGAGCCCCGGAGGAGGGGCUUGGAAUGUUUGUCUGUUUCCAGAGCAACCCCCAGCCUCAGCAGCUGCAGGUGGAAGGUGGCGAUGGCUGAGGACACGGAGCCUGAAUUUUACCUGAGGUGGAAGCAGUGCGAGACACCAGGUGUUAAGACCCUGUGCAAUCUGCGGACGCUUCUGGACCAAGUGCAGAAAAACCACAGAGAUGAUGUCUACACGUACACAUCCGGACACCUGAACCCCAACAAGCUUUACAGGCCCCCAGAGACCAUCCUGUAUCACUGGCCCAAUGCCAACAGGCCCCGGGAGGGAAAAGUCUUUGGAGCAGAAAGGCUAUCUGAUAAGGUCAAGAAGAUGAAAGAUGCUUUGGCUCAUUUUACCAUCAACACAGCGGUGGGCCCCAGUGAUGCUGAGAACACACCGCUCUUCAGGUAUCUGAACCCUCCCGCACAGGCCUCCCACACUUCGCAGGAGGACGUGAGUCCUAAGGCAGGGUUGAGAGAGGCGGGUUCUCCUGCACGGCCAAAGCGAGAGGAGCUGAGAUUGCCGGACAUGAAGGUUCUGAAGUACAAGGAGGUGAGGUCCAGCCGUGAGUGUGUGAUGUCCCCUCCGGGAAGGGACGAGUUCCAGUAUGUCAGCUCGCACUUGGCUGCCAUAACGAAAGCAGACAGCUACAGGAAGUUCUUGAGCUUCCAGAAACAAGUGCUGGCCAAGCAAGACCUCUUGAUGAGGGACUUCACUGGGAGCCAGGCAGCGAGGUGCCAUGAGAAGAAGCUGGAGCAGGAGCUCCAGAAAAUAUGUGUCUGUGACCCUGAAGAGUUCAACAGACUCCAGGUCUUUGGAGAAGUCUUUGAAGAUAUUUGCAAAAGUUCUUUGGUAUUUGGUGAUAUCUUGAAAGAAAUUAAGGAAGAAUAUGAACUCUACAUGCUAUUACUUCUGAAGCACCAUCCCACAGAACAGUACAAGUCUUUGCUGACUCAGGUCCAGAGUCUGCAGAAGGGGAAGGUGAAGACGGCGGAUGUCGAGCGGGCCAGGGAGGAGCUGAGAGCGCUCAUGACUGCCAUCAGAGCGGCCCUGGACCACAAUGACAGGCUCAGAAAUGAACUGGAGCAGGAGCGUGUACUGCUGGAGGCCGCAAGGAGCCGGGCAGAAUCACCUGAGAAAAAGGUCGUGAAGGAGGAGAACCUUACUCUUAUUGAGAAGGUUGAAAAAAAGAGGUGUGAAGUACUUCAUAAAUGGGAUGAGAUUCAAGCUCUUGAAAGACUAAUUAAAACAAGCUUUGUUCAUACUGGAAUUUUGCAAAUCACUGAAAGUAAGAUCAAAAGCUUAGAGACUGAAACUAUGAAGUUGGAAACAGCAAAUAAAAUUUUAAGGAAGAAAAUUCAGUUUAUUGUGAACUACGUGAAGCAGAUCAUGGGGAAGAACAAGCUGAGGGAGGAGCAGCAGCAGAACCUUUGGGGAUUUAUUAAAGAAUUUGCAAAAUUGAAAGAGACUGAUAUCUCUUAAGUGACUGGAAGAAUGGCCUAUGAAAAUUCACAACCACCAUGUACGUGCAAUGUGGGUGUUUUUGCAGGUAUACAUUAAAGAAGAUACAUUUCACUUUGUCGUUUUAAUCUCCAAUAAGGUCAAUGUGGUCUUUGUAUUCUUCUCAAGAUAUUGAAUUAAAUACAUGUAUUCAUGUGAUUCAUUUUACUUUGUAAAUACAUGUUCACAACAAUAGUAGUUCCUAGAGUACUUUCUGCUUUCAGUCAAUAACUUUCUUCAGGAAAAAAAAGUACUCUCAAUUAUUUGAUAGGAAUAGGAAAUUCAGUACUGCUACAACAUAGAUUAAACUUAUUUCUUACUUGCCAAUGCAAGUUUAAGUAUAAACAUUUAACAAAAUGCAGUAGUUGUAUAAUAAAUCUCCAUUUAAUUAAAUCAUCUUUACCGAUUGUGAAUGAUACAGUGUUUCACAGUGUUACAAAACUGGCCUGGUUCUUUACACUGCACCUGUUACCUGAUUUUGACCUUCAUGACAACUGUGUGAGUUGGAAUUUGUUUUUAUCCUUGCCUUGCCUGUAAUAUGGUCUGAGCACUUAGAGUCAAUGCAAGUCUGGUUUCUUUGUUCUUUGGCUGUUGUGAAGGCCAAAGAUAAGUGCUGAGUAUAAACAUGAGGGUUUCAAACUUAACUUAGACGUACUGGGUGACAUAGAUUUGUUUGCAUAAACCUUUAAUCUCCAAGUCCCACAUGUUAGACUAGAGGAAACACAGAGGUUGCCUCAAGUUCAAGGUCUCCAGGGGCCGGGUGACGCCAGGAGGGUCCAUCAGAGGUGCUUUGGGAAUGCUGGGCUUUGAAAGAGAAAGAGGCUCAGAGAGAAGGUGGAGUCCCAACACAGAGGGUAUACACUUGGCAUAAGUUUGAGGUGAGGGAGGAGCAGGUCAAUCAAUUGUUUUCUGAAAGUGGCCACUGGGGUCCAGGAGCGGAUGGCGGGGUAGCGCCAGGGUGAGCCAGGGUGCUGGUGUUCGUGAAUAGAGACAGUGGUCGCACUCUGCUUUUAACACACGUAAACCACAGUCCCCAGGCCCCUCACACCUACAGGUCACCCAGCAGUUAAGCUUCAAGUUCCUGUGCGUUGCUAUAGAAAGAGCAUCUCAGCCCGUCAUAUGCCCUACGUGUUCCCAGGAGCAGAAGGCGUCUCACACGUGUCCCUGAGUGGGUUCCCUCCUGGCGGGCACUCUGCCAGGCACGUGUCUCCCGAGCUCUCCUGUCCUCUGCAGCCCACCUGCCACAGUCCUCAGGAACGUGUGCUUGCGUGGCCGGGGGCAGCUGGGAGGCGCAUCUCCACACUUCAUGCUCCGUGCAGCAGAGGCGUGCACGCUGGGUGGCUUCCGUGGAUCACCAUGCGAAGGGGUAAAGCCUUGUAGGCAGAACAAAUUCACUAUUUAUACUGUCAUGAAAGGCAAUAUUCUAGACCACUGUCUGCACAUGGGUCUACCUUGCAUGUUGGAAGUGACCAGAAUCCUGGUUUUGUCUGUGUAGUUUUGAACCUUUAUCUUGACUAUAAAUAUUUAUACUGUACAUGCUAUCAUCCCAAGAAAAUCUAUCUCCCCAAGAUACUCAUGAUGCUGACUCAAGGGAUGGCCUUCUGGAGCUCUCUCUGUGUAUCUUGUGUUUGAUGCAUAUGUCCAUCCAUAGAGCAAGCUUGUGCACGGGCCUCCCUGGUGGCUCUGUGGUAAAGAAUCCACCUGCCAAAGCAAGAGACCCAGGUUGGAUCCCUGGGUCAGGAAGAUCCCUUGGAGAAGAGAAUGGCU